ACCCCUCAAGGUCUUUCAUGCUUACUCCUCCCUGCUGCGAUUCGACAACCGCGAGACCAGAGGCACCAGACGCGCCGGGGACAAGCUGGCUGUGGUCAGGGAGCUGUGGGACAGGUCGCUGUCCCUUUAGGCAGUACAUGCCCAGCAAACUGGCCAAGUACGGAAUCAAGGCCUGGGUGGCCUGCGAUGCAAAGUCCAGCUACGCAUGGAAGAUGCAGAUCUACAUCCGGAAGCCCACGGCCCCCGCUCCCGAAAGGAACCAGGGCAUGCACGUGGUGCUUGACCUGACCGAGGGCCUGAGGGGUCCCCGCAACAUCACCUACGACAAUCUUUUCACCUCCUACGAGCUCCUCUGCUGGAACCUCACCUUGGUUGGCACGGUCAGGAAGAACAAGCCCAAGCUACCGCCCGCGCUGCUCGGCAUCAAGGGAAGGGCAGUGCACUCCUCCCUGGUUGCCUUCACGGGCCCCGCAGCCCUGGUCUCCUACGUGCCCAAGAAGAACAGGAAUGUGCUGCUCAUGAGCACACUGCACGCGGAUGCCUGA
Messenger RNA from Siniperca chuatsi (mandarin fish), 545 nucleotides. Its product is annotated as piggyBac transposable element-derived protein 4-like. The coding region runs from base 18 to 545 and encodes 175 amino acids. The transcript is spliced from 2 exons. Lineage: Eukaryota; Metazoa; Chordata; Actinopteri; Centrarchiformes; Sinipercidae. The record is from RefSeq and is a predicted model, not a curated record.